UUCCUGUCAAAAUUUUUAGCGCUAGAGUAGAGUCUAGAUAUUCAUAACAUUGCCAUUAUUACAAAGAACUAUAAAGUUCGUGUUUUAGUGAAUAUAUUGUACUACUGAGAUAUUUGAUACUGAGAUAAUGUCUAUUGGCGUUCCUAUCAAAGUUCUGCAUGAAGCUGAGGGUCAUAUUGUUACUUGUGAGACAAUUACCGGCGAAGUAUAUAGGGGUAAACUGAUCGAGGCGGAAGAUAAUAUGAAUUGUCAAAUGACGCAGCUAACCGUAACCUAUCGUGAUGGCAGAACGGCUAAUUUAGAAAACGUAUAUAUUCGUGGAUCUAAAAUUCGUUUUCUAAUACUCCCUGAUAUGCUGAAAAAUGCUCCAAUGUUCAAGAAACAAGGAGCAAAGUCUGGUACGGCUGGACGAGGAAAAUCUGGAAUAUUGCGAGCUCAAGCGGCGCGUGGUCGUGGUCGGGGCAGUGGUGGAGGUGGAGGUGGAGGUGGCAAUGUAGGAAAUCGUCCCCCAGGAAAAGGAAAUUGGCAAGGACAAGGCCCAUCUGGUGGCAGAGGAAGAGGCGGAUUAUAGACAAGCCUACACAAACCUGAGUUAUGAUAUAAGACAAUUUCAUUUCAUUUCGAUUCAUAUGUAAUAAACACUGAUAUGUAAGUUUACGUAAAAAAAAGUACUAUAAAAAGUGAAACUCA
Messenger RNA from Malaya genurostris, 690 nucleotides. Its product is annotated as small nuclear ribonucleoprotein Sm D3-like. The record is from RefSeq and is a predicted model, not a curated record. Lineage: Eukaryota; Metazoa; Arthropoda; Insecta; Diptera; Culicidae. Gene Ontology annotation, molecular function: RNA binding. Gene Ontology annotation, biological process: RNA processing; spliceosomal snRNP assembly. The coding region runs from base 128 to 571 and encodes 147 amino acids. Gene Ontology annotation, cellular component: U2 snRNP; precatalytic spliceosome; U5 snRNP. The transcript has a single exon.